GAACAGCCACCCAUUUCAGAAAAUGACGAAUACCGAAUGCCGAUCUUUUCUCCACGCGAUUUUAUCUUGUGCAAUUAAUAUCGGCUUUAAAAAAUAAUAUUGUUUUGGUGAUAGCUGUGAAAAUGUAUAGAAAUAAAAAGGAUGUAGAUAAAUACGUUGAAAAUUUGAUAUCUAAAUUGUCUGUAAAAGAGUUUAAAACAAGGGCAUAUUCAAUUGCUCGGCUGUAUUAUGAAGUGGGAGACUAUGCUAGUUGCAAAUUAUAUGUCGAACAAUAUCUGACACAAAAAGAUAAUAAUGCCGCAGCAUACAAGCUCCUUGGACAAGCAUUACAGAAACUGGGACAAAAAGAAAAAGCUCUUGAGCAAUAUAAAAUUGCUCUUGAUAUAGACCCAACUCAAACCAGUACUAUUUUGGACAUUUGCGAAUUACUAGCUGAUGAUGAUGUUACUAUUGAUCCUGGACGUGCAAAAUAUUGGUGUGAGAAAGCUGAGGCAACAUUUCCAAGACAUCCAGUGACAUUUAAGAUGCGUGAGAGACUAAUUACUGAAUCUAAUUCUGACCCAGAAGCCCUUGUCAAUUUGCUGACAGCUGAAUUGGUAGCUCGACCAAAAGAUGCACUGCUUCAUACUCGUUUACUUAAACAUUACAUGCAAACCAAUGAAAUAAAAAAAGCAGUUGAUCAUAGCUGCAAUAUUGAGUUUGGUGCCAAAACUUUCAUAAAUAAUUAUACUUGGUAUGAAACACUUGUUGAUCUACUUAAACAUGAUUCACACAACCAAAAUGACUGGGUUUUUCAACUACUUUUAUUGACAGUUCGGGAACGGAUUUGUGUGUUGAGUCUUACAGAAACACCAAGUGGUUCAUCAAAAAGUUUGGUUGAAAGUAAUGAACUUCUACAUGCUUAUGACCAGGCUAUUGAGAUUGUGACUAAGGCUGGAGCAACUCCUGGAUAUGCUGAAUUUCACACAGGUUUAUUGCAGCAUCAUAGAGGUCAAUUUGCAUUUAUUGCAGCUACAUUUCUAUUAAAGAAAGCUAAAAAAGAUCAACUUAGUUGGCGUGAUGCAACAAAGUUUGCAGCUCCCUUAAUGUUGAUAGCAUGGCAUACCACACCUCAGGAUCUUAAAGUAAAUUGGUUAACACAUGCUACAGAGAAGCAACAGCAAGCUGCCCGCCGAUGGUAUACUGAAGGUGCAUACAGAUGCUCUCAAUCUGGCCAUUAUUUGCUUUCAAACAUUCAAGAUCAAAGCCAGCUUUUACUAGAUCGGAUCUCCCAAUGUUGUUCUGGUACGCAUUGGAGGGAUAAAUUAUAUGAAAAGAUAUUUACUAGUAGGGGACACUUGACAAAGAUAAAGUCUUCUCAUAUCACUUCUAAUUGGUUUAAUGCUCCUGUUCUUAGAUUGCCCCGAAAAAUAGAAGUUGAAACAUAUGAUAUUGAUGCCCAAAAGGAAUAUCCUAACUCACUACAUCAUUUUGUUUGGAUAUUGCUGAACUAUAAAAACUAUGCACAUUUUAAAUGCACUCUCUUUGAUAUGCUAACACCAACAACAUCUGAUUGUGGUCCUGAAACAUUAAAUAAAUUAGAUAUUCAUGCAUUCCUUUACUGUGCUGCUUUAACAACACGACAGCAAAAGCAUACGGAAAGAAUUUAUGUUGUUGCUGAUAAACCGACUGUUUUACCAGCUAUUAUUACUGAUUUAUUAUGUCCUCUUUCCCAGAUGAAAUGGUGGGAUUGUGCUUAUAAAUUUAGCCAAAAUGAAUUAGGCACAGAGUUAACAGAUAUUCGAGCGACAUUGAGUCGAGGGAUAGAGGUGGUAAGAUGUGUUGAUAGCUAUGGCUUAGAUCCAGAGCUACUUUGUACUUUAGGCCGAAUAUUUAGUGAAAAAGCGAAACUAACAACUGUUGUUAAUGACAAAAAUAAUUUAGAAAUAAGAGCUGGCCUUUACUAUUCUUCGGCUAUACCAUUGCUUGAAAAAUUAAAAUCUAAGAUAGUAGUAAAAAUGCCUGAAAAAAGAUUGUUUGAUUAUACACAUAAAGAACUUAGCACAAAAGAUUUGAUAUCAUUAAUAGAAGAAAGCAAGUUGUUUGUAGCUGUAAAUCAUCUAAAUGAUUGUGAUUAUGUUAAGGUAAUUGAAAUUUUAUCAAAUUUAAAAUCUCCACAAGCAUACUACUAUCUUGGUUUAACCUACAAAAAAAUUGCUAUUGAUGAAAACAACACUUCCAAAGAUGCCAAUUCACUUGAAACAAAAACCAAAUGUGUAUCCCUACUUACAAGGGCCAGAAAUUAUUCUUAUAAAGCACUAGACAGUUUAAAAAAUUCAGGCAUUAAUAAAGACUAUCCAUUAUAUUCAGAUACUCAAGUCAUGAUAGAAAGUAUAGAAACACAUUUAAAUAAAAUUGAUCCUGACCUUUCUGAUACUGCUGUUAAUGAUGUAGGCGGCAAAUAUUCCUCAGAUGAAAAUGUAUCAUUUAUCGGAAGCGAAUAUAAUUCGGCACGACCAAAUUCUCACAUUUUUCGCAACAUAAGCUCUACACCAAAACAGCCCAAUCCAAAUGUCACUAAUUAUCGUACUGCUACAGACUCUCAUAUUUUAGAAAGUACAAGAGCUGAUCAACAAUUUUUAGAAAGAAUUGAAAAUGAAAUAAAGAAUUUGCAGAAGAGAGAUAACACUAUUAGUGAUUUCAUGGAACAGAGUAAGACUUGGUUUGAAGAGAAUCGUAAAUUAAGUAAUCAAAUUAUUAGUACUAUUCAUACAAAUAUUCAGAACACUACAGAUCAAUUUAAACUCCUUAAGAUUUCAGUAGAUAAUGUUAAAGACCAAAUUGAUGAAUGCAGAAAUGAAUGUAAAGAUGUGGGAGAUUUGAAGAAACAAAUUGCAGAGUUGAAGAAAGAAGUGAAUAAACUGAAGAAAGCAUCAUCUGAGCAGACAAUAGAUGAAAGUGAUUUGUACAAUUUAGAAGAUGACUAUAGAACAAAUGAAAGUACUAGUUUUGCUGCACCCUUGCCGUUUACACCGCCGCAAGUGCUAUCUUCAUUUAAUCAGCGCCUUGUACCUCCGUUUCCUGUUCCACCUAAUCCUUAUCAAUUAUAUGGUCAAAAUUUGUAUAACUUUUACAGUCAGUACCCACAAUUUGCGCAAGCAACUCAAGUUCCGGGCGCUCCGCCGCUAUUCGACCCAACUAGAGCUCCAAUGAAUUAUCCUGGAAUGUAUACAACACCCGAUCAAAUGUAUUUAGAUGUGUCUCACCUUGUUCCGCCAAAUAUACCUCCUCCAGCAGUUUCAUCAGUUUCUUCAGUACCAACUGUUCCUAUUUUACCGACGAUUCCAACUGCUUCUACUGUUCCAAGUGCAUCGGUAUCAGUCUCCACUACUGCAGUUUCAGUAAUAACAUCAAAAAUGGUUCAACCGCCUGAAUCAAAAGAAAUACCACGUUCGUUACCAGUAAAUGUUGUAAUUACAUCGUCAGACCCACUGCCUACCUGUACUACAACUCCAGCUCCAAUACUGAGUGUGACAAUUCCAUCUAAACACAUUAAAGGAACUGCUCAUAAUUAUCAAAUACCAAUGCCUUCAACGAAUGAGACAAAAGUAAUGACUCCUCCAAUAUUUAGCUUCCCGUCUGGGAACAAAACAAUGAACACAACAAGUCCCUUUAAUAAUUGGAACCAAUCAACAGUGUUCCAAUCUCAAUCUUCAAAUGCGGAAAAUACCUCUACAGACACUGCGUCAAACUCUACAAAAGGUAAUGACACGUUGGAUAAUACUGUGAAUGUUGUUGAUGGAGUAUUUACAGGAGUUUCACCUAAUACUAGCCUAAACAAAUCUAGGACUUUGUCUGAGAGAAGUAAUACUUCUGUUGAAAAUUAUGAUCCUUGUCCCGAUUUCAAACCUAUCAUACCAUUACCAGCUGAAGUAAAAGUAACAACUGGCGAAGAAGACGAAAUAACAAUAUUUAGUUCAAGAGCUAAACUAUUCCGAUUCAUCGAUAAACAGUGGAAGGAAAGAGGACUUGGUGAUAUGAAAUUGCUUAAACAUAAAACUACUGCUAAGGUGAGAGUUUUAAUGCGCCGUGAACAAAUCCAUAAAAUUUGUGCCAAUCAUAUUAUUACACCAGAAAUGGAAAUAAAGCCCAUGAAAAAUGAAACGAAAGCCUACUUUUGGGUUGCGAAUGAUUUUGCAGAUGAGACUGUCGUUCUAGAAAAGUUCUGCAUACGUUUUAAAACUGCUGAUAUAGCACAACAAUUUUAUGAGGCUUUUGAAAAAGCACGACAAGAAUCACUACUUACCGUUGCCAACACUUCUAAACAUGAAAACAAAGAGAAGGCCGAAUCUUCCAAACCAUUAUUCACCCAGUUUACUACUACAGUAAAAAAUACCCCGGAACAAUCGCAGACAUCUAAAACAGUUAUUGGAGGCUUCACUUUUAGCAGUACGCCGACUUUUAAGCCAGUGGAGACUGAUAUAAAAUCCGAUACUAAAUCUUCAGAACUAGCAACAUCUAAGACGAAUGUUUUCAGUGGUUUAACUUUUAAAACUACAACAAAUUCGCCUUUUAGUAGCUUAUUUAGUACAUCUUCAAACCAAGUUACUGAUAAUGUCACCAAAACAGAGUCCAAUAAAGAAACAAUAGAUAAAUUAAAUAAUUCAGAUACCGUGGAAGAAUUCGAACCUACAGUGGAAUUUAAACCUGUUGUACCAUUGCCUGCUUUGAUUGAACAGAAAACUGGCGAAGAAGAUGAAAAUAUUAUGUUUGAACAUCGGGCUAAAUUAUUGCGAUUUGAUACUUCUAUUAAGGAAUGGAAAGAACGAGGACUUGGUAAUAUAAAGUUGCUUGUACACAAGGAUAAUAUACAAAAAGUUCGGUUAUUAAUGAGAAGAGAACAGAUUAUGAAGGUGUGCUGUAAUCAUGCAAUCACAAAAGAGAUGAUUUUCCAAAAAAUGCCAAAUAUGGAUAAAGCUGUAACAUGGGGAGCAACAGAUUUCUCAGAGGGCGAAUUGGUCGCAGAAACAUUCUGUUUACGUUUUAAAACAGCCCAAACCUGUGAUAGCUUCAUUGAUGCCAUAAAAACGGCACAAUCGAAAAUGAAAGAUGACUCAAAGGCUGCAAAAGAAGAACAAAAUGCAGCAAAACAAAUUAGUCAGAUUGGAUUUGGAGAUAAAUUUAAACCCAAGGCAGGAUCUUGGUAUUGUGAGACUUGUUACACAAAUAAUUUGGAAAGUUUUGAUAAAUGUGCUUGUUGUGAACAACCUAAACCUAGUUGUACUUCUAUGCAAAAUAAUGCAAUUGCCCCUACUACUUCGACUUGGGGAGAAGCUUUCAAGCCCAAACCUGGUAUGUGGGAAUGUCAGCAAUGCUUAAUUCGUAAUGAAGCUAAUAUUGAAUUGUGUAGUGCCUGUAAUAGUCCAAAAGAUCCUAAUGCAGAAAAAAGUGGACUUAAACUUACUUCUGAUAAUGCGCCUAAAUUCAACUUUGGUAUUCCUGCUCAAACAAAUACCACUGUAAAAGUUGAGAGUAAUAUUCCAGUAGUAACUACACCAGUUUCUUCAGGUUGGGGAGAUAAGUUUAAACCAAAAGAAGGUACUUGGGAGUGCAAAGAAUGUUUUGUUAGAAAUGAAGCUAACAAUGAAAAUUGCAAUGCAUGUAAUAACCCAAAAAAUCCAAAUUCUGUUAAACAAGAGCCAAAAUCUUUAUUUGGUCUGGGUAAUUCUGGUUCUAAAUUUACAUUUGGUAUUCCUUCUACUACAGUAACUGAUCAAAAAUCUUCUAUAGUUCCUACAACACCAGUUCAGACAACUUCAAUUUUUGAUGGCACUGGUGCCCACAAAUUUAGCUUCGGUAUUUCUUCAAAUCCACAAGAUAAAGGAUUAAGUAUUAUAUCUUUUGGAGAUAAAAAGCCUAUUGGAAGUUCUGCUUUCGGAUCCCUGAAAACAACACAAGAUAACACAGAACCAGUUGAUUUUACCACAAAUAAAAAUGAAGAAAUCAAAAUUGUUACACCAGUAAAACCAGGAUUAUUACCAACUCCUCAAAAGGAAACUACAAAUACUCCUCUGAGUAAAGAAGGCGGUACAUUUGACUUUGUUUUUAAACCUAAAACGGCAACCAAAGGAAAAAGUCCUGUAAAAUCACCUAGUAAUCAAGAAGGUGAAGACAGUGACGGUAAUGAAUAUGCAUCAGAGGAUGAAGGACAUCAUAUUCACUUUAGUCCAGUUAUACCGAUGCCAGACAAAGUGGAAGUAAUUACCGGAGAGGAAAAUGAAAUAGAGCUUUACGGUCAUCGGGCUAAAUUAUUCAGAUUUAUGUCAGGUGAAUGGAAAGAAAGGGGUAUUGGUAUAGUUAAAAUAUUGAAGCAUAAAGAUACUGGUAAAGUAAGAGUUGUAAUGCGCCGGGAACAAGUUUUGAAGAUUUGUUUGAAUCAUGUUUUAUCUCCAGACAUUACAUAUACACCAAAGGAUGACAAGACCUGGUUAUUUGCUGCUAAUGAUUUUAGUGAAGGGGAGUUGAGUCUUCAACAAUUUUGCCUUAGGUUUAAAACUAAUGAAAUUGCUCUAGAAUUCAAGGAAGCUAUUGAUAAAGCGAGAGAUGGGAAAUUAGAAAAUAAAAAAGUGGUUGACAGUAAUCAAAAAGAAUCUGGUGAUACUGAUGAUGUUAUUUUCGUGAGUGAAAUACAGGCAUCUGUAGAAGAAAAGAAAAUCGCUAAAGAGCUGAUGUUACCAGAGAACUUCUUUACAUAUAAAAAUAAAGAACCUUGUUUAGGUUGUCGUGGCUGCAGAGAUGAUGACAGUAUACAACCUGUUUCAGCAAAUACAGUUAUAAAAUCUUCUCCUUUCACUUCUAUAUCCACACCAAUAAAAACACCAUCAUUCACAUUACAAAGUCCAACACAAUCCCUUUAUGGAACUCCUACCAAUUUUGAUAAAUCUUUUGAUGGUUCUAUGUUCCGAACACCUUUGGGCGCUAUUGGUACAAACACUAAGUCUUCAACCCUUACAAGCAAUAAUAAUUCAGCGAUUGAAAUUGAUAAUACAAACAAAGAAAAUUCUUUUGAUAAAAAUUCUGGUUUUUAUUCCGAGUCUGCAGAUCAAAAAACUUUAUUCACCUCACCAGAAAACAAAUCCACAAAUAGUGUUGAAAACCAAAGUCAGACAGUGUCCAAAAAUUCAAUAUUGGCAGCUCCUAAGUUGAGUAAUUUAAAUACGUCAGAAGAUGAAAAAAAGACUGUUGAAACCAAAUCUGUAUUUGGAUCAACACAGGCUGGAAAACAGAACAUAGAGCCUAAAUCUGUAUUUGCUCAAUCUAAUCCUUUAUUUGGAAAUAAAAUAUUUAGUGGUGGAAAUUCAGGAACAUCAAUGAAUCAGUCAAUAUUUGGCAUCACUUCUGACAAAAAGGAGGAGGCCAAGAAACCAGAAGUAAAAUCAAUAUUUGGAGCAGAUGAACAGAAACAAGUCGGGUUUAGUAAAAGUAAUAUAUUUGGUAUAAGUGAUUUAGCUAAUACUCAAAAUAAAUCUAAUAAUAUAUUUGCAUCGAGUGGAAAAUCUAUAUUUAGUACAAAUGUGCAAAAUCAAAAUUUGGGCACUGGGAAAUCAAUAUUUGGAGUUGCAACUAAUGCAACUCCUCAGUGGACUUCAGGUUUGAAUAUUGAGCAGAAACAAUCCAAUAUUAUAUCAUCAAAAGGUUCUGGAGAUAAAGAAACAGAUCACACAAACACAGGCAAUGCAGCUACUGAACAGGAGACUCUUUUUAAAGUCGACAAUCAUUUAUCGUUUGCUGCGCUGUCUUCUAGUGGACCUGGAUUUCAAAAAAAAUCCGAUUUUCAAUGGGAAGGUGCUGGACAACAAUUGUUUGGGGCCACCCAAAAAUCUAGUAAAGACGCUGAUACAUCUAAGAGUGAAAGCGGUGCUGGUGACGAAGCUAGUGCAACUGCCGGCGCUGAUGAAGAAUAUGAUCCUCAUUAUGAACCAAUUGUGCCAUUGCCUGAAAAAAUCGUGGUUACAACUGGAGAAGAAGAUGAGGAAAAAUUAUUUGGAGAACGUUGUAAACUGUACCGUUAUGAUGACAAAUCUCGAGAAUGGAAGGAACGCGGUGUUGGGGAAAUGAAAAUUUUGUAUCAUCCUCAGAAGAAAAGCUAUAGAUUAUUGCUCCGGCGAGAACAGGUUCACAAAGCGGUACUGAAUAUGCUGUUAUUCAUGGAUUUAGAACUAUUACCAAUGAAAAAUUCGGAUCGUGCAUGGACGUGGGCCGGUAGAAAUUACGCGGAGACAGCCGCUGGUGAGCAAGAAACUCUCGCUGUGAGGUUCAAGUCGACAGAAUUAGCCACCGCCUUCCAGGAGAAAAUAAUCCAGUGUGUACGAAAACUGCAAGCUCAAGCUGCACAAGCCAUAAGAGAAGAGAAGGAGACCAAAGAUAAUAGUUUCAGUGGCGUAGCGCCUUUAAGACUUCCAAAGCAUUUGGAAAAUAGUGCACGUGCAGAUAAUUCAGUGUUUACGAAUGCUGUAAAUCAGACACAGUCAGGUACUUCUGCUACCACAGAGCAAACUGACGGUGUGAAGACUGAGAUAAAACCUAACGGUGAAGCUAAUAAAGGUUCCUCAGUCACAGAGAUAUUCAAACAAGUGCAUUUCCAAGACCCUGAAGAGGACAAUCAAGAUGAGGAUGAUGAUGAUGAUGAAGAAGAUUACGAACAUGAGUAUGAUCACAAUGAAGACUAUGAUGGUUACUAUAAUGAGGAGGAAGAUGAAUCAUCAUCGUACUAUUCGUGUGAUGGCGAGGUAGUGGUGCGACAGGGAGACACCGAGACCGCGUGUGAGCAUGGACAUAUACAAGUGCUGUAUGACCAAGAUGUCUACUCGCCCAAAAUCCUUAUAACCGAUUCAGCCACUGGAGAAAUACUCGCGGACAUGCUUAUACAUACGGAUACAGAGUUCCAGAUGUCUGGCGACUCGUGCGUGUGGUCGGCCAAGGAUUAUACAAGCUACGAACCCGUCUUCAAGACUGUCACAGUGAAUUUUCACGAUAGUGAGACGGCAAUGCUGUUCUAUGAUAGUUGUGAAACAAGUAAAGCGGCCACAUACACGUCCACAGAUCCAGAAUCGUAAAUUUUAUUGAUAUGUAUAAGAAUGUAAAUUCAGAGCAUUCAAUACUGGACAUAAUUUUCAAGAAGGGAUUAUUAUUGAAAAAAGCAUUUUUCAGUCAUAAGUAACUCUUAGCAUAAGUAUAAGUACUUACUCCAAACAAUAUGAUCUCUGCCUACCUUUCUCUCUUUAUCUUGAUUUAACCGUAUGUGAUUCGAUUAUGACUAUUUCAAAAUGGAAUGCAUCACGCUUGGUGUGUAUAGACUUAUUUGCACAUGUAUAAAUGUCGUCACAUUAGUAAUGAGAGCUCUCACAUACUCACUCAGAAAACUCACGUAAUUUUUAUAAAGUAUCCAGAUUGUACUGCUACUUAAAUAGCGUAGCAAUUUGCCGUCUUGAAUGCUCUGACCAAUAAAGUAUUGUAGUUUUGGGUAAACUUUAUUAUCUAAUUUAGUUAGUAGGUAGUGUAUAGUUAAUUUUGCCUAUUAUAAUUUUGAUUAGGUUGUAAGGUCUAAUAUAGACUUAAAAUAAUAGACUCCAUUUUUGUUACCUAUUUUAAUUGUUUAGAUCUCGUGAACAAAAAGGUUUACAUUUUUUUAUAUUGGUUAAUAGUUACAGAUUUGUUAUCGGUAUUAUUAUUUUCGAAUUAUCAAUUUGCGUAUUGUGUAUAUCUCAUUUCUAAAUAUAGAAUAGACAUUUGAAGAAAAUGUUACAAGAAUCACACGAAAUCGUAAUAUUUACUAGUAUCAUCAUGCAUAGGAAUGUCAUUAUAAAUUAUAAAAUAAUUUGUGAUUUAGUUUUUGCGACACUAUGCAAGAAAAAAUAUACUUCAAAAUAAGUUGUUGAAAUUAUCAUUUAUAUUAUGUUAGAUAUAUAAAAACUAAGUUAACAAAUAAAAAAAGAUCUAAUCAAUAGUGUUUUUAUUAAUUUUAUAACAUGGACAAUUUAUUUAAUAAAAUUAUUAUUCGCUAUAAAGUGUUCCUAAUUGGUUAGGUCUUUUUGUGUACACUAAUUUACAAUCAUGAAGCUAUGACUGAUAGGUAAUUUCAAUACGCACUACUACACUCUCUCUCUCGUAGCUUUGUGUUUAAUAGUAUACUGCUUACUAAAUUCAUAAAUAUCAAAAAUAAACCAUUGUUUACCACUGAUAUUUUGUUGUUUUUAUGAUUAAAAUGAAAAAUCUGGAUAUUUAUGGAUUUUGUUGAUGUGUAAUUACUAAUCAUGAUUACAUAAAUAUGGCAAAUUAAUUGAAAUGAGAAAGGGAGUUUGUUACCUUUAGGAUAGUAUUGUUGAAAUGUUUAAUUUAUUAAUGCAUAUUAGGUGAAAAUAACUUAUUUGACUGAAGUAUUUCCUUUUCUCAUUUGAAUUGUGAUAUUCUGAAAACUUAUAUGAUUUAUUGUGUAAAAUAAAUGAAUCAUUAAAUGAAAA
Molecule: messenger RNA, 10499 nt
Organism: Galleria mellonella (greater wax moth)
Lineage: Eukaryota; Metazoa; Arthropoda; Insecta; Lepidoptera; Pyralidae
Product: E3 SUMO-protein ligase RanBP2
Exons: 12
Coding region: 123-9095 (2990 amino acids)
Biological process (GO): intracellular transport
Cellular component (GO): nuclear pore; cytoplasm
Molecular function (GO): protein binding; GTPase activator activity
Source: RefSeq, a predicted model, not a curated record